Molecule: messenger RNA, 672 nt
Organism: Candida tropicalis MYA-3404
Lineage: Eukaryota; Fungi; Ascomycota; Pichiomycetes; Serinales; Debaryomycetaceae
Gene: FGR16
Product: U4/U6-U5 snRNP complex subunit
Exons: 1
Coding region: 1-672 (223 amino acids)
Cellular component (GO): precatalytic spliceosome
Source: RefSeq, a predicted model, not a curated record
AUGACGGACACGAACACACCGUAUUAUAAAAAACAAGCAUCAUAUCAAGAUAAACGAUACACACAAAACAAGGGGAAUUUAAUAGAACCAAUCAUACGACAUCGAAUUCAAGAUUCAAUAUUUUAUAAACAACAUUUAUACCUAACCAAUGAAUCAACCAUAUUACCAGUUAUAAUUGAUCAUGUUAAAUAUAUAAGUGGGACCGAUUCAUCUAAUAGACCAAGUAAUUUCAUAUGUUGUUUAUUUAGAUUGUUAGAAUUAGAACCAACUAAAGAAAUAAUCAAUGUAUAUUUAACACAAUUAAAUUUUAAUGAAUUUAAAUAUCUUACAGCAUUAACAUUGAUUUAUAUUAGAUUAGUUUUUAAAAAUGAAGAUAUUUAUACAAUAUUUGAUUCAUAUUUUAAAGAUUUUAGAAAAAUUAGAAUGAAAUUGAAAAAUCCAAUAUUUGAUCUGAAUCAAAUACCUAAAAAUUAUAAAAUUUCUUAUAUUGAUGAAUGGGUAGAUGAUUUAUUAACUAAAGAUAGAGUUAUUGAUUUGAUAUUACCUAGACUUGUACCGCGAUUAACUUUAGUUCAACGUGGAUUAAUUGGUCCGAGAAAGUAUUAUGUUGAAGAAGAGAAGGAAGAGAAUAGUGUGGAUGAUGAAAGUGAUUACAUAAGUGAUAGUGAUUGA